Abrus precatorius (Indian licorice) is the source of this 1703-nucleotide messenger RNA. Its product is annotated as beta-glucosidase 12-like. The record is from RefSeq and is a predicted model, not a curated record. NCBI's taxonomy places the organism in Eukaryota, Viridiplantae, Streptophyta, Magnoliopsida, Fabales, Fabaceae. Gene Ontology annotation, molecular function: beta-glucosidase activity. The transcript has 13 exons. The coding region runs from base 109 to 1590 and encodes 493 amino acids. Gene Ontology annotation, biological process: carbohydrate metabolic process.
UUAUUUCUUUCUAUAUAUAUAUAUAGUAUUCUCUCCUCAUGUUGUGGUUGUAGUUUUCUUAUGCACAUGAUUUAUAAUUAAGCAGAAUCAUAGUUAUACAUAACAUAUAUGGCUAUGGCAUUCAUUGGCUACCUAUAUCUCUUCCACUUUGCUGUCUUCUUCACUCUUGUCAUUUGCACCUCCUUUACAAUCACUGAAGCUGUUGCUCCUGUUCUUGAUGUUUCUUCUCUAAAUCGCACCAGCUUUCCGCCAGGUUUCAUCUUUGGAACUGCCUCCUCUUCCUACCAGUAUGAAGGUGCUGCAAAUCAAGGUGGCAGAGGACCAAGUAUAUGGGAUACCUUAACUCAUAAACAUCCAGAAAUAAUAUCCGAUAGGAGCAAUGGAGAUGUAGCUGUUGAUCAGUAUCAUCGCUAUAAGGAAGAUGUUGGGAUCAUGAAGUAUAUGAAUACAGAUGCUUACAGAUUCUCCAUCUCUUGGUCAAGGAUAUUGCCAAAAGGAAAAAUAAGCGGGGGUAUAAACCAAGAAGGAAUCAAAUAUUACAACAACCUCAUCAACGAGCUACUGGCUAAUGGUCUUCUCCCAUUUGUGACGCUUUUCCAUUGGGAUCUUCCACAAGCCUUAAAAGACGAGUAUGGUGGCUUCUUAAACCCUCAUAUUAUCAAUGAUUUCCAAGAUUAUGCAGAGCUAUGCUUCAAGGAAUUUGGAGAUAGAGUGAAACAUUGGAUUACUUUAAAUGAGCCAUGGAGUUUUAGUAUGGGCUCAGAGCCCUACCUGACCUCACACUACCAACUACUUGCUCAUGCAGCUGCUGUCAAGAUUUAUAAAACAAAUUAUCAGGCAUCACAAGAUGGUUUCAUAGGCAUCUCAUUAAAUUGUCACUGGUUCAUACCAUUUUCAAAUGAUACAUUAGAUCGUCAAGCUGCCCAACGAGCUCUUGAUUUCAUGUUUGGAUGGUUUAUGGAACCACUAACCACAGGAAACUAUCCAAAAACCAUGAAGUCUUUACUGGGAAGCAAAUUACCAAACUUCACUAAAGAGCAAGCCAAGCUACUUAUUGGCUCGUUUGAUUUUAUUGGACUAAAUUACUACACCACUAAUUAUGCUGCCAAUAUACCCAAUCCAAUUAAUAACACAAGCAGUCCUAACUAUUACCAAGAUACUCGUGUUAAUUUUACAACUGAACGUAAUGGGACACCCAUUGGACCAAGGGCUGCUUCGUCUUGGCUAUAUGUUUAUCCAAGGGGACUUCGAGAAUUAUUGUUGUACACAAAGAUGAAGUAUAACAAUCCUGCAAUUUACAUAACAGAAAAUGGUAUGGACGAGUUCAAUGAUCCAACACUAUCACUUGAAGAGGCCCUCAUGGAUACUUAUAGAAUUGAUUACUUCUAUCGCCAUCUUUAUUAUAUUUCAAUUGCAAUCAAGGAUGGGGUGAAUGUACAGGGAUAUUUUGCAUGGUCACUUUUGGACAACUUUGAAUGGAGUGCUGGCUACACCUUGCGUUUUGGAAUUAACUUCGUCGAUUACCAAGAUAAUUUGACAAGACACCAAAAGCUCUCUGCUCAUUGGUUUAGGAAUUUUCUUCAGAAAUAAUGAACUUAUUGAGUGAUGAUCCCCCGAUAAUUGAUAUGAUGGAAAACAUGGUCACUAAUCAAGAGAAACUUUAAUUUUAAAUUUGUGUUCUUAAAUUAUUUGUACUGUAUGUG